UCGGAAGCGCGUCCAUCAUCAACACACAUGUGAGUCCUCCAAACUGCUGUCCUGUACACAAACGAGCAGCACACCGGCUGUGAUAUUUGUGUUUAUCGCUCUGAUGUGCGUGGAUUAUGCUCGCGCGUCUCUCUGCACUCAGAGCGCUGGGAGUGUGUGAAGAGCCUGCGCUGCAGGGAUCCGUCAGACUGAUGCAGACUCAGUCCUCCAGGAAGAGCAGACCUGUCAGAGACCACCUGCGCCACGUGAAGCUGAAGGAGAGCCGCAGGCAGGGCGAGCUGCACGGGCCCUCCACCGUCUACGUGCAGGCGCUGGGCGCCGGGAGCCGAGACAACGGAGCAUCGCUGUAUGUCUUCUCCGAGUAUAACAGGUAUCUGUUUAACUGUGGUGAAGGAACACAGAGACUGAUGCAGGAACACAAAUUAAAAAUUGCACGCUUGGACAACAUCUUCCUCACCAGGAUGAGCUGGGAGACGGUCGGCGGUUUAUCAGGCAUGAUCCUGACCCUCAAAGACACUGGAGUCCCUCAGUGUGUCCUGUCAGGACCCCCGCAGCUGGAUAAAUAUUUACAAGCCAUACGAGUGUUUUCAGGACAGCUGGAAGACAUUAAACUUGCUGUCAGACCGUAUACAGAAGCUCAAUAUAAAGACGACACGAUGACCGUCAGUCAAGUACCUCUCUUCUCUGAGCGUAAGGCGGAGGCCGGCGGCUGUUCUCCAGGCUCUGGACGCAGCAGCAGUCCUAACAGCCGUCAGAAGAGGGCGCUCACGACACGGGACGAUCUGGAGGAGAGUCAGGAAGGCAGAGAAAAGAUUACUAGAGAUUCUUCUCUCGCGGUGGCUUACGUGUGUAAGUUGCACUCAAAGAAAGGGAACUUCAUGGCACUGAAAGCUAAAGAGAUGGGCCUGCCGGUAGGAACAGCAGCCAUCGGGCCCAUCAUCGAAGCUCUGAAAGCUGGAAAAACUGUGACGCACGAUGGAAAAGAGAUCCGACCCGAGGAGCUGUGCACUCCGGCUGAUCCCGGGCCUGUGUUCAUAGUCGUCGACUGUCCGUCAGAGGACUUCAUACGGCCGCUCUGCACCAAUCACGUCUUCCGAAGGUAUCAGACGGGCGGAGCGGAGGAUUGUGCGGCUCUCGUGGUUCACAUGACGCCGGAGUCAGUGCUGGACACGGACGAGUACAAGAGCUGGAUGGAGAGGUUUCCCAGCAGCACUGAGCAUCUGGUGAUGAACGAGCAGACGUUCACGCCGCACAACACCCGCAGUCACAAACUCCAGACGCAGCUCAACCUCAUCCAUCCUGAGAUCUUCCCUCCGCUCAAACUCUACAAGACCAGAGAGCCUCCGGCUUCUCUCCGUGUUCCUAACGUCAGAGCCGAGUGUCUGAUGAAGUUUCAGCUUCGGCCCAGACUGGAGUGGCAAAGAGAUGCCAUCCCGUCCUGCGACUAUGAGGAGUUUGUGAAGGAAGCAGCCGAAGUGCCAAAGUUUUUAGAGGAAGUGGAGGAAUGCAGGAAGUUCCAGGCGGCUGCGUCCGUCUCCUCGUCUGGUGAGAAGUUUCCUGAGAUUGUGUUUUUGGGCACCGGCUCGUCUCUGCCGAUGAAGAUCAGAAACGUCAGUGGAACUUUAGUGAACAUCAGCUCAUCUCAGUCGCUGCUGCUGGAUUGUGGCGAGGGAACGUUUGGUCAGUUGUGUCGUCAUUACGGCGAUGACGUGGACGAGAUCCUCUCCAGACUCUCUACUGUCUUUGUGUCACACCUCCACGCAGAUCAUCACACGGGUUUGAUUCAGUUAUUAUUGGAGCGAGAGCGAGCUCUGAACAGUCUAGGUAAAGCGUUGAGUCCCGUGUACCUGAUCGCUCCUGUGCAGAUCAUGACGUGGUUGAACCAGUAUCACGAUCACUGCCAGCAGAUCCUCAGCCACAUCAAUAUUAUCCCAUCAAAGUUUCUGUGUGAUGGCGCAGAGAUCCCCAAAGUCAAGACCAGAUCUUUAAUUCAGGCUGUUCUGAAGAAGAAUGACCUGGUCAAGUUUCAGACGUGUUAUGUUCGUCACUGUAAGAACGCGUUCGCCUGCAGCUUGACGCAUCAGUCUGGAUGGCAGCUCGUGUUCUCUGGAGACACCAUGCCCUGCGAUGCUGUCGUUAAUAUGGGCAAGAAUGCAACACUUUUGAUUCAUGAAGCCACACUGGAGGACGGGAUGGAAGAAGAAGCAUGUGAGAAGAGACACAGCACCACGUCUCAGGCUAUCGGCGUUGGGAUGAAGAUGAACGCGGAGUUCAUCGUGUUGAACCACUUCAGUCAGAGGUACGCCAAGAUCCCUCUCUUCAGUGACGACUUCAACGGCAAAGUGGGGAUCUCCUUCGACCACAUGAGGAUCCGAUUUGGAGAUUUCCAGAUGCUUCCACGGCUCAUUCGGCCUCUGAAGGCAUUGUUUGCAGAGGAGAUUGAAGAGAUGGAGGAGAGGAGAGAAAGGAGAGAGAUGAAGAAGACCGCUGAGCCUCCAUCUAAUGGAGAGUCUGGAACGAGCCGACAACCUGAUGAGACGAGCAAAGGUGCCAAGAGAGAGCAAGAUGACCUCAACCAGGAAGCAGUCAUCAAACGACUUAAGACGAACUGAUGGGGAACCAAUCAGGGUGAAGGUUAGACCAGCCCAACCAAUCAGAAGGCAGGCUUGGGAAAAACUGAAACAAUAUGAUCUUAAAAUGUACAUCACAAAGUUCAUGUUGGGUAGAAGUCUGCAGAGUCUAACUGGAAAGGAUGAGAUUAAAGCAGCUGGAGAUAAAUCUGAGAUUCAAGCCAAAUCUGAAAUACAGCAUAUUGGUUCCUGGCUGGGAUCAGAUCUGGAGUCAGUCCCGCUGCGAUCGAUUUGAUUAAAGCUGCAGGUUUGACUGAAGUGAUAGUGGGAAAGUACACUACCUUAAACCUUUGAACGUUUGCUAUGUUAAGUUUGGCCCUCCAGCCUCUUUAAACCUGAAACAGAAACAUUUCAGAACUGAAGGAAGAUGUUAGGUUUGGAAUUUUUAUUUGGGACUGACGCAGCUUUUCAGUUUAGUUUGAAUCAAGUAGUUUUUUGGGGUUAUUUUUGUGAGUAAACUGAGUGCAGUGGUGUGAAAAGUGCUAGAUUUCUGAAUGAAAUAUUUAAUUCUAUUUUGUUUUAUGAAAUGGCUGAUCAAAUUAGGCUUUUCUAAUUAUUUUAAGGAAAUAAACAAACAUGGAUAA
Carassius gibelio (silver crucian carp) is the source of this 3214-nucleotide messenger RNA. RefSeq names its product zinc phosphodiesterase ELAC protein 2-like. The record is from RefSeq and is a predicted model, not a curated record. Gene Ontology annotation, cellular component: mitochondrion. Lineage: Eukaryota; Metazoa; Chordata; Actinopteri; Cypriniformes; Cyprinidae. Gene Ontology annotation, molecular function: 3'-tRNA processing endoribonuclease activity. The transcript has 24 exons. The coding region runs from base 117 to 2612 and encodes 831 amino acids. Gene Ontology annotation, biological process: mitochondrial tRNA 3'-end processing.